ACUCGUUUGCAAGUGCUCAGCCAAGACAAUGAACCAGCAUUUCCUUUUCCUUUUAUUCCUCUCCUUCAAUCCCUAUAAAUGCCAAGAUCAAAUUCUGGGUGAAGAUCCAUAUGAAAUGCCCAAAGACUACCAGGAGGUCUACAGAGGGACAAAAAAUGAUGUCAAAGAGAUCCCAAAGAUUGCAAAGCCCUUUGUUUCUGAGAUGAUUUUUGUUCAAACCAGCAUCACUGCUAUAAGGAAAGGUGCCUUCAGGUACAUGCCCAACCUGAUCAAGAUUUUAUUCAUUGGCAACAAGAUCAAGAUUGUUGAACCUGGAGCCUUUGAUAAUUUGGACAAGUUGAGGGACUUGGACAUCUCUGGUGCCUCAUUAGAAAAACUGUCUGUGGGCACUUUCCAAAACCUCCCAAGUUUACAGAGACUGGAGCUGAGAGACAGCCAGCUCAGAUCCAUCCCCAAAGGCCUGUUUGAUGGGCUGGAAAGUUUGGGAGAGCUCUCCCUGCACAUCAAUGCAAUCCCUUCUCUUCCAGAAGGCAUUUUUGAUUCACUUGUCAAUCUAACUUUUUUGGACCUGUCUAGAAACAGGAUCACAACUCUUUCUGUGAAUGCCUUUAACAAACUCACCCAGCUGCAAGUCCUCCGCCUGUAUGAGAAUGAAUUGCAGGACCUCCCAGAGGGACUGCUAGACAGUCAGCUGGAACUGCUGGAGCUCAGCCUCCAGAGCAACAGGCUCAGGACACUGCCACCCAUGCUUCUGACAAACCUGCCUCACCUGGAGAAACUCCUCUUGGACAACAACCUCAUCAGGGUUCUUCCACCUCAGGGCUUUUUUGGUUUAAACAAACUGAAGUUGCUGACUCUGGGCUCAAACUGCAUUAUGGAGCUUCCCUGCUGCCUUUUUGACACCAUGCUACACUUGCGGGAGCUGGAUCUGGGCAGGAACAGUUUGGCCACCCUUCCAGAUGGCAUCUUUGUCAACCUCACAUCCCUUGGCAAACUCAUGUUGUCCCAUAACCACCUAUCAGCUCUGCCAAGAGGAGUCUUCACUGGGCUCAGCAAGCUCUUGGACCUCCAGUUGGACACAAAUCAGCUCUCUGCUCUGGAUGAAGAGGUCUUUGCUUCUCUCCCAAAUCUAAAAACCCUCAACCUUCGAAAGAACCAGUUGGAGAGUGUUCCUCAAGGGCUCCUAGACCCUCUGAAGAAGCUCAGCUCAGUGUAUCUUAGUGGUAACCCAUGGAGAUGCGACUGCAACCUCUGCUACCUGCACGGCUGGAUCCUAGGCAACAGGGAGAAGGUCAAAUUGUCCACCCAAGUCUUCUGCAAGAGCCCACCCCACCUGGCAGGGCAAGCAGUAACAUUGCUGACAGAUGAACACCUGAUAUGCCCAGGAACUCUGCCAUUUAACUCUACAACAUCACAAAGGACGUCAACAUUCCUGUCACAUGGAGUCGUGUCCACAGCAGCACCAACAAUGCUGUUGUUGGCAUCCUUUCCCGCCAGGACACUGCCAACCACUCUUUCACCUGUGGUCACCUCCGUGCUGCCAGCCAUGCCAGUGGAGGCUGCCUUCACCCCUCUGUCACCAAUCAAGCCAUCUAAGGCCUUUGUCACCAUCCCACCUCCAGCUGUGCUGCAGAAAGCUUUCAAUGCCAGCCCAUCAACAACCAGUAAGCCCAGGACCUCACCCAGGUCCUUCAUCACCACACCAUCACCAACUGUGCUACCAAAAGCCUUCAUCAGCACUUCAUCACCAACCCUGCUGCCAAAGGCCUCCACUGCCACACCGUCAUCAUCAGCUGAGAUGACCGAGGUUUCCAUCACCACCUCAUCAUCAGCUGUUUCAACUUCAGCCAUCCUAAGGCUACAGUCUCCUGGGGCCACCCACCCAGAACCUGUUCCAUCCACCCUAGCUUCUGCCACCACACUGGUGCCAACAAGCCCACUGGCAGGCACCACCAGACAAGAGCCUCCUGCUCUCUCAGUGCCCAGGGUGAGGCCAGCCACAAUCCCACAGGGAACAUCCACAACCCUUCCUGUCUCAGCUUCCUCUGUGGCUCUCCAGCCAUUCCCCAGGACUGCUGCUGUGGGCACAGUCCCGCUGGCCUCACAUUCACCAUCACACCAUGCUCCUGCACCGGGCAGGGAAUGGGACUAUUCCACCAUGUGUGACUUGUCUGCAGCUGGUGCCCAGCCCACCUCCACUGCCCCCCAACACGCUCCUGCCCCAGCAGGCACCGUCCUUCUCCCAACGCCUCCCAUCCCCACACCAUCAGACAGCACGAGCCCCUGUCCAGCCUCCCCACCCCUGGCCCCCAGCACUCAUCGUGCCUGGGGCUUGUCCCUGUGGACCAGCCCACGGCAGUGCCAGGUGUCCCUGGCCUUGGGGCUGGCCGUGCUGGCACUGCAGGCAGCCUGCACGCUGCUGGGAGGUGUGGUCGCUCUCCUUCUUCACCAGUACACCCGUCACUGCCCCGGGCCACCUGUGAGGCUGCUGAGCCUUCAGGCCCUGGCUGCUCCGAGGACCCCUGAGCCAGCCGCGAGCUUGGCUGUCCCUGUAUGACCUCCUUCGGGUCUGCAGCCGUGCUGGCCGCAGGGUGCGCUGUCCCUGGGAUGGGGGUCCCAGCAGCCAGGCUAUUUUGGGAUGACUCCUGACCAUGCUGGGAACCUGCAAGCCUAUGUGCGGUGUCCCUGCCUGGCGGCCCUUCUGCCGAGGGACACUAGAUGGCAUCCCGACACAGGCAGUGGCUGCCACCGCCGGACCGCGGCCACCGAAACGCCGCAGCCCCCGCAGCCGCCGGCCGGACCCCGCCGCACCGCGGACACGGCCGAGCUCUUUGCUCGUAGGCUCGGGAGCCCCUACCCGAAUCUCCUCCCAUCCCUGGAAAGUGUUUGCAGUCUUUGAGGAAAAAUAUCACAAAACUUCCUGCCCUGCACCGUCUUCUUCCCUGUGCCACGUUACAGGAUGUGGCAGUGUCUGUACCACCAUCAUACACAGACCUCCUCCCCUGUCCCUCUACCUUUUCUCCUCCCUGAUAUUAAAGUCUCCCCUGCACGUC
This is a messenger RNA of Cinclus cinclus, 3053 nucleotides long. RefSeq names its product platelet glycoprotein V-like. The transcript has 2 exons. Lineage: Eukaryota; Metazoa; Chordata; Aves; Passeriformes; Cinclidae. Bases 29 to 2557 code for a protein of 842 amino acids. The record is from RefSeq and is a predicted model, not a curated record. Gene Ontology annotation, molecular function: protein binding.